CAUGGAUCCACACAACAAAUGUAAUCUAUAUUAGUGAUGCACAAAAGUGUGUAUGGAAUGAACAUAAGUAACAAUAACAACCACGAACAACUUGAUCUAGAGAAACAUUCUAUGUAAUUUAUUAAAUAAUUCACCAACAAUAAUGAUAGGAUGACCAUAUAUUCUUACCAUGUUGUGUUUACCACCUUAUGUGUUGAUGAAUACUAUAUUGGUUUAAUGGGUCAUGAGAGGUGGGACUCAUUAAAGCAAUAUACUAUUGACACAUAAGGUGGUAAACACAACAUGGUAAGAAUACAUGGCCAUCCUAGCAUUAUUGAUUCACCGAUAUGCAUCAAUAUGCAAGACUCACUAUAUUCAAAAAAAUAAUAGAAUCUAUUAUACCACAUGACAAGCCACAUAAGAGGUGAAAAGGUUCGGUGAAAUACUCAUAAAAUGAUAUAUAGCAUCCCUCUUCUCAUGACUUUAUUUGUUUAAUAAUACUAUAAUGACCACAAUUUUUUACCAUAUUAGGUUUUACCAUCUCAUGUGUUACAACUUCAUUGCAAACAAACAUCUCAUCUAUUACAGCUGCAUUGCAAACAUACAUGAGUGGUGGAAGUAUGUUUCCAAUGCAGUGGUGAAACAUGAGAUGGAAAACAAAAUGUGAAAAGAAAUUUGUGGUCAGUGUAGAAUUAUUGAUAUUUGUUUUUUGUAUUCUUUGUGAGGCGAUUACCUGAUGUUCAUGUACUCGCGAAGGUAUGCCUAACUUUCUACAUCACAUCUCCACAUCUGAAAACCAUCAAGUGUUUUUUGGGUGCAAACUAAAGAACUGCUCCAUGUUUCCCAAAGAACAGGUCUUCUACUUCUAAUCAGCUUUUGGAAUUCCUUAUAAAGCAAGAAAUGCAUCUGCUGCCACCAUCCAUCAAAAACUGAUAACCAGUACUCUCUCUCUCUCUCUCUCUCUCUCUCUCUCUCUCUCUAUACAUUAUUAAGUUCAACAUGGUCCAUAUUUGUAGCUGAUUGUUAUACAACAUUUCACCUAAUUUUCAUCAAUAAUAAGUUUUGAUCACUUUAUAAGUUGUAUGUUUGGAUCUGGCAGAGUAAACCAGAGACAAAACCGUAGGGUAAUUCAAUAAAAAGAGAUGGGAAGAGGAAAAAUUGUCAUCAGAAGAAUUGAUAAUUCGACGAGCAGGCAAGUGACUUUCUCAAAGCGCAGAAAUGGAUUGCUUAAGAAAGCCAAGGAACUAUCAAUUCUUUGUGAUGCCGAAGUUGGAGUGAUUGUCAUCUCCAGUACUGGGAGGCUCUAUGAAUUUGCAAGCCCUAGCAUGAGAUCAAUAUUUGAACGAUACAACAAUGAGCAGGAGAAUCAUCAGCUUUUGAGUCCUACUUCAGAAGCCAAGCUUUGGCAAAGGGAGGCAGAAAGCUUAAGACAACAGUUAAACUACUUGCAAAAAAGCCACAGAAAAUUGACGGGAGAAGAACUUUCGGAUUUGAGUGUGGAAGAUCUGGAAAAUCUAGAAGGCCAAUUGGAAACGAGCUUGAAGGGUAUCCGAACAAAAAAGCACCAAAUUUUAACUGAUGAAAUACAAGAAUUAAACCAGCAGGGAGUUAUUAGUCAUCAAGCAAAUAUGAAAUUGUAUAAGGAGGUUAAUGUCCUGCGACGAGAUAAUGCAGAAUUACAUAAAAAGGCUUAUGGAGCAAAUGACGUAAACAGAAGUUCCUUCAAACCAUAUGGUUGCAGCAAUGGAUAUGACUUACAUGUACCUAUACAACUGCAGCUAAGCCAACCGCAACAAACACACAAUGAAACACCAGAAACGCAAGGAAUCUAGGGUAGUCUUUCUGCUAGGUACUCUGAAGAAAUAAAUCAGAAACUAACAGUACCAGAUCAUAUUCUUUUAACAUUAAUUCUGUCACAUCUUCUUCGAAAUCACAGAUGAUUACAACUGCCUUAACAAAGCAGACAGACAACUGUGGGGAAUAUAGUCAAUUUUCAUCAACUACUUGCCCUGGAGUGACAAAAAUCAUUGUUUGCAAACAAGAUUGUGUGUGUAAGAUAGUGGAAAAUAGACAUUCAGUAUAAACAUCAACAAUUUCGUAAUGAUAUGGUACUUGGAUUAAACUUAAGAUUGUUGUGGUAUGAUCAAUCACCUUGUGGUAUGAUCAAUCACCCACCAACUUAAUGUAACAAUUAGAAAUAAUAAGUUAUUUCAGGGUCCAAGUAAAAUUUUAGAUGUUUUAUUAUCAAAAUUUUUAAAAUAGACAUUUUGACCCCCACCAAUUCAACGCUGAAUUUUCCAUACUUAAUUUUCAGUUUUAUCAAGCAGCCUCUAAAAUGAUUGGAAAGUUAGGGAUGAUUAGUUAGGAUUCUUUAGGCUUAUUUCUUAUUACAAUUGAAAACAUUUAGUCAUUACACAAUAAGAUUAUGGCUUACGAAAAUAAGGCCAUGAGUUUAAGUAUUAACAAUAACACUUUUCACCAAAAGAAUAAAAUUGUUUUCUUUUUAGUCUAAUCACCCUCGCCGAGUCUAAAAGCGCAAUUUGACUCAACGAAAAGGUUGUGUAUAUAUAUUGCUUCAUGCAGUGGGUCGUCUUUUUUUCAACCCUUGAACUGAGUUAGAUUCAGAUCCAUUUCUGUUUUAUAAUUAAAAAAAAUAAAAUAAAAAUCUCCCAAUUUCAUUAGAUGGGAUUGUAUCAAUUUUGUAAAUAACAACUCCCUAAAAGAGAACCAACAAAUAUAAAUAUACUAUCAAUCACUGACCCCAAUGGCAUAUAGAAAAAUGCCUGGUAGCUCCACAGACAAAGGGCUCAAAUGGCCCGAAUGUCUCACUCUCUUUCUCUUUCUCUUUCUUUGUUUUUCUUUCCCUUUCUUUUUCUUCUCUAUCUCUCUUCUUCUCCAACAGAUUUUCUCUCUUCUCUGUAUCUCUCUCCUUCUCCAAAAGCAUCCCUCUCAUGCCUGAGAGAUUUUGCAAAUUCUGAUUCGAUUUCACUAGAAAGGAACCACGAUCUAUGGCUGUGUCAACAGAUUUGGGUUUGAUUUUUUUAUUUUGACUGUGGAUUUGGUUUUGAUUUUGGAUUUUAAUUUUGAUUCUGAGUUUGGAUUCAGAAAACCCCAAAAUCAACAUAAUGAAAAUGAUUAAUUUCAACAAACAAAUGAUUUAUUAGUUGUGUUAUGAUUUGUAUUGUUGUCUGGUUUUUGUUGGUUUUGAAGGCGUUAUGAUAUAUAUGCAUACACACACUGAUAUAUAUAUGUAUUGUGAACACGGAUAUUGGUUUUAUAGCCGGCGGCCAUAAAAAAACCGCCGGCCAACUUUGAGCUUGAUUUUUCUUGUUCUGUUCUGCUGCUUUUUUGUUUACUUUUUUUUUUUUUUUUUUUAAAUUGUGGUUGUGGGUUUGGUUUU
This is a messenger RNA of Camellia sinensis, 3379 nucleotides long. Lineage: Eukaryota; Viridiplantae; Streptophyta; Magnoliopsida; Ericales; Theaceae. The record is from RefSeq and is a predicted model, not a curated record.